UUAACCAGCACACAAUGAGUUGGAUCAUUGAAAAUUCAAUAAGAUAGAGGGUGGGAAUGAGAGAACUUUUCAUACAUUGUUAUACACAUGCCCAAUUAAGACGUAAUUACAAAAUGGAGAAGAAUUUUUGUAUAUGAAGUGCGUACCUGGCCCAGUCUAGGAGUGAAGUCGUAACCCGGUGGGACCCCAGUCUAGGCUCUUCUCAUAAGCAAGAAAAAUUGUAAACUAGAGUAGGAGCAGUUGAACUAAAAUUUUCGAGGACAACCACCCCCCAACCUUCUCAACGCCAACACCCCACCAUUCUCAUUCCUCCUCCCCAACCCAUGGCUACUGAAGACUUCAGUUUUCCGAUUGUCUCCGACGCCUUCCCUCGCUUUAUCGACUCGCCCCCUCUCUGGCACGCUUCUUCCGCAACCCUUUGCCAUGAAGGACCAACCACCAGCAACACAAGUGGGCAACAAGAAGAUGAUGAGGAAGGUGGUUGUUUUGCAUCGACAUCAAAGCCAGUCGAUCACCCCCGAAGGAAGAGCUUUUCGUGUGUAGAGAGAGGCGGGAGGAUGGCGGGUGGAGGAGAUGGGAUUGAGGACGAUGAGGAGGAUAGGAUGGACAUGUUGUGGGAGGACUUCAAUGAAGAACUGCAUAACAGGUGUGGUCCGAGGUCGGGUUCUAAGGAGGAGAUGGUGAAGGUGGGGUGCGUUCAGGGGGUGGCGGCACCGAGAACUGGAGGCGCAGUGGUGGCUGCUAGGAGGGCUGCAAGUUUGCUGGUGCUUGUGAAGAUGUUGAGGAAGCUCUUCCAGCUCCAUAAUUCUCAUUCUACCCGUAAGGCCCAUGCUUUGUGACUACAGUAAUUCCUCCCCCACACCCACACCCACCCCCCAUUUUCUCUCUCUCUCUCUCUUUUUCUUUUUCUUUAAUUUAUUUAUUUAUAUAUUAUUUUUUAUACUAGUAAUUUCGAACAAACUCUCCUAUUGAAAUCUUUAUGGAUUUAAAUUUGAUUCAUUUCUCCCAUAUUUUGUCAAAUUUGGGCUGACUCCAGCCAUGCAAGAAUGCUCUUGCAAUUUCACCGUGAUGUUUUAAAUCAUAAAUUUUGUAUAAAAAAUUAUUUUCUUUUGAUUUCAUCCAUUAGCUUCAAUUGUAU
This is a messenger RNA of Vitis riparia (riverbank grape), 1138 nucleotides long. RefSeq lists its product as uncharacterized. The transcript has a single exon. The record is from RefSeq and is a predicted model, not a curated record. NCBI's taxonomy places the organism in Eukaryota, Viridiplantae, Streptophyta, Magnoliopsida, Vitales, Vitaceae. The coding region runs from base 324 to 839 and encodes 171 amino acids.